Messenger RNA from Papaver somniferum (opium poppy), 2205 nucleotides. RefSeq names its product peroxisomal membrane protein PEX14-like. Bases 274 to 1929 code for a protein of 551 amino acids. The transcript is spliced from 12 exons. Gene Ontology annotation, cellular component: peroxisomal importomer complex; peroxisomal membrane. Gene Ontology annotation, biological process: protein import into peroxisome matrix, docking. Lineage: Eukaryota; Viridiplantae; Streptophyta; Magnoliopsida; Ranunculales; Papaveraceae. Gene Ontology annotation, molecular function: signaling receptor binding. The record is from RefSeq and is a predicted model, not a curated record.
UGGCGGAGAAUUGAUUAUCCUUUUCCUGAGUUCUGUUGAGGCUGAAAGUUGUUUAACUCUUUUUUGGCUCCUUUCAGACAUUUUCGAGAUGAGCAAUAUCUGACGCGUAGUACUCUUUAUCUUCAAUUUUUUCCUCUGUCCCUCUGAAAUCCAAAAUCUACCAUUCACUAGUACUGCUACUGUUAUUUUUCUCUGAUUUAAAAUUCCCCAAUAGAUCCAUCUAUCAGAUUAAUUUGGAAGUGGGAUUCAUCCAAGGAGAUUGGUGGUUAACUGAUGGGGAGUGAAUCAAAUUCUACUCCAACUACUCUUACUGAUGAUAAUUCACAAAAUCCAGGAUCAGACCCUCUAAAACCAUUGGAUGGAGCUGAGCAAGGUGCACCAGGGGAGACCACAAGAAUUACUUCACCUCCUUCUGUUUUUGUCAAUUCAGAACCAAUAAGAGAGGAUCAAGUGCAAAAUGCUGUUAAAUUUCUGUCACACCCAAAAGUUCGAGGUUCCCCUGUCAUGUACAGGCGGUCUUUUUUGGAGAAGAAGGGACUCUCACGCGAGGAGAUAGAUGAAGCUUUCCGUAGAGUGCCUGAUCCACCCCCACCAGCUACAACUAUGCCGGCAGCUAUCCCAAAUAAAGAUGGCCAGUCAACUUUACCUAUCAAUUCGCAGCCUCAGGUACAAGCACAAGCUCCACAGCCUGCAGUUCCUCCCCCAAGUGGCGUGGUUUCCAAAAUGCGAGCCCGAUUUCACUGGUCUCAUGCUAUUCUUGCCAUAGGCUUUCUUGCUGCUUCAGGAGCUGGUACUGCACUUGUUUUUAAGAAUGCUGUUGUCCCUAGAUUGAAGUCUUGGAUCCGCAAGGUCGUAUUGGAAGAAGACGGUGAUGACUCACUAGAGAAAAAUACCUUAAAGCCAAACCCAGCUGAAGAGGCAGCAGCAGCCGCAAAAGCUGCUGCAGCUGCAGCUUCAGAUGUAGCUAAGGCGAGUCAGGAAAUGUUGAACUCAAAACUUGAAGAAAGAAAGUACCAAGAGGCCUUUAUGAAUAUGAUGGAUGUCCAAUUGGGGGAAAUGAAAAACAUGAGUAAUGCUAUCCGCAAAUUGGAAAGUUCAAGGGAAGCAAUUAUCUCAUCAAACAACCAUAUAGAAGCAGUUAGAUCUACAUCAAGGACUGGACCAAGCAAUACCCAGUUGAUGAAUUCUCUGUUUGACCAAGACUAUGAAACAGUCUCUUACUCAGGUUUAAAGCAAGCAACAGCAAACGGCACAGCAAACAUCGACUUAGGCUCAGGUAGACCUCCAUCAGCACCUGCCUCUACAGAGCCCUCUGUUGCACCACAUCCUAAAUCUUACAUGGAGAUCAUGGAAAUGAUACAACGAGGGGAGAAACCUCCUGGAAUCAAGGAGAUCAAUGAUUUACCUCCAAACCCUAAUCAGCCCCCAUCUAAUCCUCGGUUAGCUCCUAGAGUCAAGCCAUGGGAAACAGCUCAAGCCCAAAAUGGAUCAUACUAUACUGAGGGUUCAAACAUGAGGUCACAAGCUAACUUGCCCACAUCUCAGUUAAAUGGUGAUGGUAUGGAGCCUUCAUGGCAGCGGAAAAAUGUCAGGAUCUCAGAAUACGAAGCUGAAGACGAAUCAAAAUCAUCCUACCGUGCACCGGCCACUGAGCAGGUGGUUAGGCGUGCAUGGGUUCCUCCACAACCCCCACCUAUUGCCAUGGCUGAAGCAGCAACAGCAAUUAGACAGCCAAAACAAAUAAUUCAACCAGAGCGAUCAGACGAGGAAAAGCUGAUUGCGUACCCUUCGGUUGAGGUCAAUGAGUUGCAGAGGAUCACAAAAUUAGCUGAAUCCGGGGGACAAGUUGAGAUCAAUGAGGUUAAUGGAGAUGAAUCUCUAUCCGUAGUUCGAGGAGACCAAGAGGUUGAUGGUAUUGAGACUAUGUGAUAAUAGGAUGCAAUUGUGAAAUCUCAGCUGAUUUUGAUGUGAGAAAUACAAUCCUUAAUGUAUUAACAGUAAUAAUAGGGAUAGGGAAAUAGAUCAUACUUUCUCAUGGUCUGAUCAGUUUCAGAAUAUUGAUGUCAUGUAGUAAUUACUAGUAAAUGUGUCGGAUUGUUGUUAUCUGAUGCUCAUUUUACUGGUUUGCGUCGAUGUGCGUCCAUGAUUAGAGGUUUACUAGAAAAGGUGGUUGAAGGGAAGAGAAUAAACACUUCAUUGCAGAUC